AUGAAACGGCCUUACGUCACUGUUGGUGUAGACGGGUCUGUAUUUCGUUUCCAUCCGACGUUUCCUCGUCUUCUGGACGAAAAGAUUGAUCAGUUGAUAGAAGGCGACAUAGAGUAUCAGCUGAUGCUAUCGGAGGAUGGAAGUGGCCGAGGUGCAGCUCUGGUGGCCGCCGUUGCCACUCGCAUGAAACGGGAACGACUGGGCCACGCAUGA
This is a messenger RNA of Cooperia oncophora, 213 nucleotides long. The record is from the annotation of a GenBank genome assembly. Lineage: Eukaryota; Metazoa; Nematoda; Chromadorea; Rhabditida; Trichostrongylidae.